AUGUCUCAACCAGCCCCUAGACGUCGUGGUCGACCCAGGAAGACAGAAUCUGAAGAAGCGCGGGUCGCUCGGGAGCGUGCUCUGCAGCGCGUACGAUCACAACGAUACUACGAACGAAAACAUCAGCAAGCCGUGCAGCCCUCUCUCCCGCCCGCCGAACUGCACCAAACAGAAUUCGUGCAUUACCACCAUACGUUGUCUCGGCAGUCACCAGCUGCAUCGUCAACGGACCCGAGUACCGGCUUCCACCUGGAGUCGCAACUCCACAUUCCCAUACCAGAUGAAGAUCCACUGCCGGUCGAGUCUACUUUGAUCGAUCACGAACCAAGCGGCGUAGAGGUGGAUUCAGCUGAAGGACCGUGUGAUCUACCAUCUGUGGAGGAUGAUGAUCCACAUACGGGUAAUGCAACGCCCCAGUCUCGCCAAGUUAUAGAAGAACAAACGACUCAUUUCAGCCUGGGCACGCAAUCUAUCCCUCAUUCAGCUUCUCUUCACCAUAUUGAUGACGUCGCCGAUGGCCAUGAUGUUGAGGAUAGAUCCUAUGGCAUCCCCGAAUUUACCAAUCACCGCCCUCAAAAUCCGCCGCCUUCAGAGAACCCAAUCCCGAGGCUCGAGAAACAUCUUGCUCAGGAGUGGAUGAUGCAUCCAAGCUGUUCAAGAGAAGAACAUGAUGCAGACCACGGGAAGUUAAUCGAGACUGCUUGCCACCGUUCUUGUGACUCACUAGAAGAUGUUAUCGCUCGGCUCGAUGGAUUGAUGAAUGAUGAUCAUAGCCAUGACCCCCUACCGCAUGUCACUGAACCCACUUCUGAUAUUCUCGAUCAUGCUUCUUCGGCGGACGAUCCUUGCAGUAAUAACCUGCCUCACAAUUCUAAUUCACAAGAGCACACAAGCUCGCGUCAACGUGAUUACAGGGCAGCUUGCCAAAUCGCUCUUGAAGGAUCUCUAUGCGGUGGCGUACCACCGAGUCUUUGCUUGGAAGCCAAACAUCGCCUUGCACAGCCUUUUACAGAUAACUUCAUCCGAAAAACGUACGACGUCGACAGCAUAUGUAGUUUCCCCUCGUCCUUGGCUGUCGCCAGGUUGGGUAUUCAGUGGUACCCGCAACCACAUGUUAUCUUCAACCUCACGGAUGACGUUCACAUCAGCCUCGACAUCCCUACCGAAGGCUUUCAUCGCAACAAUCUUCAGCCGCGAGGGAGUUGCCAGCAACGACGUCUAUUACAUCAUAUCCCAAACUAUUGCUUUGGACGGGUUCAGGGCUUGAUAGAUACAUUCAUCUGGGUGUUCUUCCCUGCUUUGUGCCAUCGCCACAUACAUGAUAACUCCUAUAAGCGGACUUCAAUUCCCAAGGAGCAAUACACAUUAUGGUAUGAUAAGGUCCUAUUGCCAGCGGUUGUAGCAGCAGUUCAAGAUCCAAGCAUACUCCAGUACAUUCCCCCAAGCCGCCGAGUCGCUCAAUCUACGUCACGCGCUCGACAGGAGGGUAUCUCCACUGAGUGUCUUACAGGUGCAAAUGCGAGUAUGGAUGUGCUUGGUCAAGGCACAAGGAGCAACGCACUCUCAUACUCACUUCAACACAGACACCUUGGGGCGAUAUGGCAGGAAAUUCAAUCGCGAAUAAUAGCAUUUCCACAAUUCGCUGGCGUAAGACUAUACAUGGGGGCGAAGAACCUGAAGCUUGCAUACAUGCACUUGGAUAUCGCUCAGACCCUCAGUGAUUUUGACAAUCAAUGGAAUGCCGCUGUUGACAAGAAAUUCCUCGAUCCAGACUGUACAUUUAUCGACAUUGGUCGUCAAUAUACCCCUCAAAUUGGGUCUGCUGCUGAGUCUAAUGUCCUUAUUUGGCGCCGCUGCUGUCUGAGACGACUAUGGCGGCAGCGACAAGCAUGGAGUCGUCAGUACAACACGGCGAAGCCUGACGAACAUAACCACUCACAGUCUUUUGAGCCACGUCAAUGUGGCGUCUCAACCCUUCGUCAAGCUGAGUACCCGUUCGUCACCACGCGCGACGCGGCCGACAUGACAAUCACACCCACCCACAAUAGCCGUGAGGCUCGUGAAGGUCUCCUCUAUAGCCAGUUUUAUAACCUCGUCAAGAUUCCUUUUGAUGCCGCCAAACAGUACCCGUUUCAGAACCCCCAGCUCGAAAAGAUGGCUCUGGAUCCUUCCUACCUCGCUGAUUGUGAAAAGUCUACCCGUGGAAGUCAUGCAAAUCAAGCUUCUCUCAAGCUCGCUUAUCGAUUAAGCAAACUUCGGGUUCGAGCUGCCUUGAUUCCAAAUGGUGAAGACGAGAUCCCAGUUCCGUUCGCAUAUGGCGUUCGAGCUGAGGAUCGCCUCUCUUGGGCGCUUCUACAACGUAUACUCCCUCACUUGGCCCCCUCGCAGACAGCCGUCUCGGCUGUCCAUGAAGAGGUUACGCCCGACCUGGAGCCACCUUUUUUCGCCAUACAGUCAAGAACCAUGGCACGCUUCCUACAUAGCCAUAUCAAUAGGUAUUGUUUCCUCUUCGAGCACAUCAAGUCUCAGACUGGACCCAGUUACUCAUUACCAGAGACUGCUGUUAUGGCAAUGGCGCUCCGUAGCCUCCGUUUCAGCAUGUCUGGUAUCAUCGCAAAGGAACCAUUGUUGUGGAGAGAUCGAUGGAGACAGGGCCGCAGUACUACACCACAAAACGAUCAGCAGCAGGGUGACGAAGUAGAGCUAGAAGGUCUAGGCUUGUACAAAUCUUCAAGGGACUAUGGGCUAGGCUGGUGGCUCCCAGGUAAAUUUGAUUGGGAUAAAUGGCGCUUCAAAAAUGAUGUUGGCGAUCGAAUUAUUGCGAACCACCAUAUCAUACAACGCGAUUAUGGUCGUCAAUGGAGGGUUAUUCAGGACAUUCGUGAUGUCCAUGCACGCAUGUGGCAGGCCUAUAAGUGGGCUCAGCAUUACUCAGUUCGAGAACGGCCAGUCAAUCGGGGCAUCUGGCUUGAGUACCUGUACAGUACUGUGAUCGAGCUCUUCCAAUGCGACGUCUGGUCCGAAGCCGUCAAGAGCCUCGACUGGACGACAGGUUCUGACCUCAACGAGAAGGCGGCCACUGAAUUCUCUAAAUCUGACCCCCCAGAUUAUUGCUACGAUGUUCUACAAGACUUGUUCCACGAUCGACGCCGGAGUAUCAGUCACACUCGACCAUAUCUUCUGACGGGUAACAAGGUUCGUUCACUGGAUAUCUGGGACCUUGUAUGUGACCUCUUGGGAUUUGAUCUCCAUGAAGGACGACUUGAACCACGAAAAUACCAUAAAAUCACUCCUUAUCGUAUUGCUGUGCGGCGCAGUUUUGAGGUCAUAAGUGAAGUCCUAGGGUGCGCAGAAGCGUCUCGUUGGUUCAUGAAGCUUGGUCGGCUCCUUUUACUGACACAUUGGAUACUGCCUUGGCCAUCCACUACAAAUAUCAUUUCUACCACAAAGGAGAGCCGCAAGAAAGGCCUUAAACGGAGACUGAUCUGGGUCUCUAUUGUUUACGCCACUCCCGAUCUAUUACGUCUGUACAGCUGUCGUUCUACCGUACCUAUUUGUCCUAUGGAGGACAGGGAACGCCAGAUCACAAUAAGAGACAAGCUCUGUGAAACCAUGAUCACAACAUCAGCCAGGCGCUUCGGAACGUCUGGAUGGACACCCGAGUCCGACCCGUUGGACAGACGUUUUCACUGGACCCCUGAUGAUCUUCUUCAAUGUACCGCUACUACACUUUUUGUUGAUGCUUUCAACAUUGGUCGAGCUGUUGAGCCCUGUAGCAAUGGGAAGAUCUACCCCCUUGCUGAACGGGGCCGACCACCGAUAUUGAGGCUAGUGAAACGUAUACGUAAUAGCACACUUGAGGAGUUAGAUCAGUUAUUUAGCGAACUCAUCAGGAUCGUACAGACCGAGUCCAUGGACAAACAAGCUGGGAACAGCUCUAUGCCGUUAGGUUGCACGAUCCCCUGCUUAAGUCAGUCUUCCACUGGCUCUAACAACCGGAUGACACGGCAUGGAUUCAGCCAUCAGAAGUCUGCCCUUAACUGUGACCAAACAGCAGACGAGGACACAAUAGAAUCUAAAUCUGUCGAGAGGGAGAGCGAGAGCGUAAAGAGCAAUACAAGUGAUAGCGACUCUGCCGAUUCAAGCGGGUCAUGGAAACCUCCCAUACGUCUAAAGCGCGCGCUUAGAUCCCAAAAAAUUCGCCUCCACAAUGUCCCCAACUACUGCCUUGGACGUGUCAUUGGCCUUGCGGAUACGUUCAUCUGGGCCUUCUUCCCUGCCCUUUUCUCCGGCAAGCUCUCCGAUCCUUACAGCCAGACCUGUAUUCCCAAAAAGAACUUCGUGCACUGGUACGAGGAGGUGAUGCUGCCCGCCAUACAAGCUGUUGUCGAUGACAAUAACAUACUCCAGUAUAUCCCAAAGACACAUGCCAUCGCGUCUUCGGACUGCAGUGCGCCCCGGGAAGCGUUAGUAGCUCUGGCGGUGGCGGAGGAAGAUGAGGCCGAUAUGGAAGAAGAACUGGAUGGGUUUACCGGAGCGAAAAGACGAGACGGUCCGGCCGCACAGCCGGGGUCACGACGCAAGCACUUCUACGUCACGCUUCAGUCCCGCUACCUCGCAGCUUUAUGGGAGGAGAUACAUUCCAGGGCUGCUCUCUGGCCUGAAUAUGCAGGGUUGCGACUCUACAUGGCUGCUAAGAACACCAAACUGACAUGGAUGCGGCCCACGUUCGAGUCGGCACUCGCGGAGUGGCAGCACCACUGGAAUUCUGCGGUUGACGAGGCGUACAUUGAUCCGGAUGUCACUUACAUUGACAUCGGCCGCCAGAUGACGCCGGCCGAUACAGGACCACAUGGACGCGUACUUAUCUGGCGCCGUUGCUGCAUGGAUAGGCUCUGGCGUCGCCGGCUACAGUGGAGCCGGAUCCAAAAUCGGCUGUAUCAUCGUGAGGAAGACGCUUGCAAGGACGAAUCGGGCAAACGUCAGGCUCCGCCAAUCCGCAGGACGACCUAUCCGUUUGUCACUCUUCGCGAUGCGAGAGACAUGACCAUCACUCCUAGUUCAUCAAGCUGGGAGCUUCGAAACGGUCUCGUGUAUAGCCAGUUCUACAACCUCAUCAAAGUUCCCUUCGAUGCAGCUAAGCAGUACCCGUUCCAGAACCGCCACACCGAGAGCAUGGCGCUAGACCCAUCGUAUCUCAGAGAUCAACGUAACUCCACACGAGGGCACAUGCCCACCAGUCCCGAGUACAAUGUGCCUACCGUCUGA
Fusarium redolens is the source of this 5268-nucleotide messenger RNA. RefSeq lists its product as uncharacterized. The record is from RefSeq and is a predicted model, not a curated record. The transcript is spliced from 3 exons. Lineage: Eukaryota; Fungi; Ascomycota; Sordariomycetes; Hypocreales; Nectriaceae. Bases 1 to 5268 code for a protein of 1755 amino acids.